AUGUACCAGUCAACGAGCUGUCGAAGGAUCUAGAGAAGGUAGCGGGGGUGAAGUUCCGAUGAUAAUGUUGCCAUUUACUAAAGACAGACGGCUUUCACAGGUUCAUAGUGUCUGUCCAAGUGUUGCAUCAUCAUUCCAAGAAGAUCGACAGCAACUUAAAGAUUUGUUUAUAGCCAGUAAAAACCCGGGAAGACAAAAGCUUGAAACGUUAAAAAUGUUAAUGCUGAUGAUGUUACCGAUAACUGGACUAAUCAUAAUGAGUAUCUUAGCCCUGGUUGCCGCCAUAGACGUAAAUAACACGGCAAGUAACGUUAACUCAAUGAUUGAGCUAAGCAACCAAAUGAGAGAGCUUGUGAAGAACUUACAAAUAGAGAGAGGAAAAACUGCGUUGUAUCUAAGUGAAACUUAUGAAGAUCUCAAACAAAAAACGUAUCUAAAUGUGCUCAAAGAGCGUCAAAACACUGACGUUGCAUUGGAUAAUGUAACGGGAUGGAAACACACAUAUCGUAUCAACAAUAAGGACUACACGAAAGAUAAAUUUAGAGACGAGAUACAAGACUAUCGAACCAAACUGUUGUUAAAUCCUAUCACAGUGGAGGAAAAUAUUCACUACUAUACGGCGAUUAUUCAAGACCUCAUCGGGGUAACGUCCAUCGAAACGGAACUACCAAAUUCAGAGACACUAUGGCGAUACGUAGUAGCUAGUGAAAUUAUCCUUCGCCUUUCCGAUGUCAUUGGGAUUGAGCGCGCCCUUGGUUCUACAUUCUUUGCGACUUGUGGCUUGAGCCCCUCGAAUUUCGUUUGGUUCACGUCUCUUGCUGGGAAAAAGGAGGCUCUUAUGGAGCUCGUUUACAAGAACUAUGAAAAGGGAAUGGAGAUUUUCAAUAGCACACUUGGUGAAAGUGGCCUAGUGAAUGACCUUGAUUCGGUUAGGAGAAAUAUUUUUAAUACAUCUUUUAAUCCGUGUGAUAAUUCGUCUCCUGACGAAUUGCACGCUGCGUCUUUUGUUUGGUUUUCCAACGUCACUACGUACAUUGGCAUUAUAAAUACCAUUAGUGGUCAGAUAUCGAGGGACAUUGUCGUAGAAUUAGAUUCAGUUAUUGUGAAUGCAUUUAAUGACGUUAUAGCAUACUCCUGCGUCAUGACAAUCAUGACGUUCGGAUGCCUUAUUUUAGGAGGUUUGUACUGUCGCAGUUUAUUUCUUAUAGAUGAAAAAAUUAGAAAAUUCGCCAUUAAGAUAGCAUCAAAAUCGGAGGAGCUUCGUGGCGAGAAAAAACGCGCUGACAAACUAUUGCACCAAAUGUUGCCGAAACAAAUUGCUGAACAGCUGAAAAUGAACGGUGAGGUACCACCAGAGUUCUAUGACGCGGCUACUAUAUUUUUCAGUGACAUUGUGGGCUUUACAAACAUGUCAUCGAUGAGUACCCCACUACAAGUCGUUAACUUUUUAAACAGCCUAUACAGCUUGUUUGAUGCAAGUAUUGACCGAUAUGAUGUUUAUAAAGUUGAAACCAUUGGGGAUUCCUACAUGGUCGUGAGUGGCCUACCUGAGAGGAAUGGAAAGGCGCAUGCGUCGGAAAUCUGUAACCUAGCGUUGGAGCUACGGACAUCGAUGUCGGCAUUCGUCGUACCUCACAUGCCCGAAAAGAGUGUACAUUUACGAAUUGGAAUCAACUCAGGACCUUGCGUAGCAGGUAUAGUGGGUACUAAGAUGCCUCGGUAUUGCUUGUUUGGUGAUACAGUCAACACAGCCUCCAGAAUGGAAUCUACGGGAAAAGCAAUGAAGAUACAACUGAGUGAAUUUACCCGGGAUCUUCUUGUUCAGAUAGGUGGUUACCACAUAGAACCACGAGACCAAGUAGAAAUAAAGGGUAAAGGUCGGAUGCAGACAUAUUGGCUAGAAGGACGCGAAGAUGUUGUGAAGAAUGAGAGAUUGCGGGCUUCGUUCACCCCAGACACUAACGGAGUUAUUCCACAAACUAUAUUCAGACAAAAUUCUGAUAACCAGCUCAUAAAGGUAGAAGAAUGAGGAGUGUGACUAUCCUGUAGAAUAUUCUUUUAGGUAUACAUCUGUUUCAAGAAAGUAGCUUCAAAUUAAGAAUAUAGAAGAAUAUUCUGAUCGUCUUUUGUAUCUUGUAAUUGUAUCCCAUUUUGUGAGAUGGAAAUUAAUAAACAUGUUUAUACGUGCUUUCAAACCUAAAAAUAAGGAAUAUAUUUGGAUUGCAUGUGGUUUGGCCAACAAAUCUAUGAGCCUAUUUUGAUGCUUCUCUUAUAUGUUAUUUUAAAAAGAUUAUCAUGGCGCAUUCAUCCUUGGCGUGAACCCUCUUUUCAAUUAUAUAAGUAUGAUAAAGAUGCCAAAGGCAAUUUUUGAAGAUAAUUGGUAUAUGUGCCGAUGAUACCUUUAUCACUCUCGAUGGAUCUGAAGCUUCCCUUAGAAAAUGCUUCGAUUCGUUUUCCCAGUUUUACCAAACUUCAAAAUUUUAAAUUAUACAAAACAAAAACUAUGUUUCAAGUGGCAAAAGCAAACCCUCUGUAUGUAAUAACCCCACUGUCCACUUUCUGGGGAAGUUUGUACAUUUUCUAAAUGUAUAGCAAUAAAA
Messenger RNA from Owenia fusiformis, 2600 nucleotides. The record is from the annotation of a GenBank genome assembly. NCBI's taxonomy places the organism in Eukaryota, Metazoa, Annelida, Polychaeta, Sabellida, Oweniidae.